AUGACUACUCAAUCCAACAGCAACUUAUCACGAACGCAAUCAUCGUCGUUAUUGAAUUCUGCUAUGCACAAGAUGAUGAUGUCAUCUUCCGACUUGCUUCCCCGUCGUCGUGCUCUUCCGAAGGAUGAUUCACCAGAAGAACGAAGCGCCUUUGUGAUUGGAAUCUUGGAUGAAGUCCUUGAUAUUCUGAAUGACGACAUCUUCGACGACGAUCUCCUCCUCGAUGCCAAGUAA
Molecule: messenger RNA, 234 nt
Organism: Cylindrotheca closterium
Lineage: Eukaryota; Bacillariophyta; Bacillariophyceae; Bacillariales; Bacillariaceae
Source: the annotation of a GenBank genome assembly